Molecule: messenger RNA, 581 nt
Organism: Ooceraea biroi (clonal raider ant)
Lineage: Eukaryota; Metazoa; Arthropoda; Insecta; Hymenoptera; Formicidae
Gene: Tim8
Product: translocase of inner membrane 8
Source: RefSeq, a predicted model, not a curated record
GGUCAGUAUCGUCACUCAAGUAGAAAUUCGACCAUUGAUAACCACGUGUAAAAUUCUCUCCCGGAAGGGAUUUGUAUUUUCAUACGUAAUUAGGAUUUCCUAUUCCGCCGGUUUGCUGCAAUUUUUAAAUAUGUCGGAUCUAUUUGACAAUAGUUCUUUCACCGACAAUGAUAAUACCAAAGGAAUGGAUUCCGAACUGGCAGAACUUUUGAUGGUCGAGAAGCAAAAGGCACAAUUUAAUGCACAGAUCCACGAGUUCAACGACUUUUGCUGGGACAAAUGCGUUGAUAAGCCUGGAAGCAAAUUGGAUGGUCGCACAGAGACUUGCAUACAUAAUUGUGUCGACAGAUUCAUAGACGUUUCCCUGUUUGUUACCAAUCGUUUUGCGCAGCUAUUGCAAAACUCUGUAGGGAAAUGAGAAUACACCGUAUUACGUUUAAACUUACAAGUUACGUGUAACAACAACAUGCAGCGACUGUAAAAUAAUUAUAAAUAUGAAAUUUAAUUAAAAUUUGUAAUUUAGCGUGUGGCUAUGUAACGAGACUUUAAAUUAAAGAAACAACUAUUCCCGUUACCAGAAA